This is a messenger RNA of Acanthosepion pharaonis, 591 nucleotides long. Lineage: Eukaryota; Metazoa; Mollusca; Cephalopoda; Sepiida; Sepiidae. The record is from the annotation of a GenBank genome assembly.
AUGUCUGCAACGAACCGUAGCCUCGUUAGCAAUCGGGAUGAGACCAAAAGAAAAAAAAACGCUCUCUCCCUUUCCACCUCUCCCUCUUUCCACCAUUCCUUCUUCCCGCCUCUCCCUCUUUCCCCCUUUCCCUGCAUCUCACUCUUUCCAUCAUUCCUUCUUCCCACCCCUCCCUCUUUCCACCUCUCCCUCUUUCCACCAUUCCUUCUUCCCACCUCUCCCUCUUUCCACCAUUCCUUCUUCCCAUCUCUCUCUCUUUCCACCAUUCUUUCUUCCCAUCUCUCCCUCUUUCUACCAUUCCUUUUCCCGCCUCUCCCUCUUUCCAUCUCUCCGUCUAUACGCAUCUCCCUCUUUCCACUUCUCCGUCUUCCCACCUCUCCCUCUUUCCAACAUUCCUCCUUCCCGCCUCUCCCUCUUUCCACCUCUCCGUCUUUCCACUUAUCCCUCUUUCUACCAUUCCUCCUUCCCGCUUCUCCCUCUUUCCAAUAUUUCUUCUUCCCCCUCUCCCUCUUUCCACCAUUCCUUCUUCCUACUUCUUCCUUUUUCCACGAUCCCUUCUUCUCACCUCUCCCUCUUUCCACCUCUUUGUGA